UAUAGAAGUCUGUGGUGGUUGGUUGUGCGCUUUGUUGUAUUAGUGACGUGGCCUUUUUGCCGAAUUAAGUGGAUUCACUUUUUUGCGGUCGAAAAUAAAAUAAAAUCAGUAAAAAUGAAGUAUUUUUUGCUGCUUGGUGUUCUGCUGUUGGCAGGCAUCAAUCAAAUCGCUGCAAACACUGAUGGCGGCGAUGAAAAGCCAGAGACAAUUGACUUGAAUAUAGGCUCGUUUAAGGAAGGUUCUAGAACAGAUGCCGAAACACUGAAACGUGAGGAAGAAGCUAUCAAACUGGACGGGCUAAAUAUUGCUCAGCUUAAAGAAUUGCGCGAGAAGGCCGAGAAGUUCACUUUCCAAACCGAGGUGAACCGCAUGAUGAAGCUGAUUAUCAACUCCCUCUACCGUAACAAGGAAAUUUUCUUGCGAGAACUGAUCUCAAACGCUUCCGAUGCUAUUGAUAAGAUUCGUUUGUUGGCCCUGACUAAUCGCAAGGAAUUGGAAAGCAAUCCAGACCUGCACAUACGGAUCAAGGCGGAUAAAGAGAACAAAGUGUUGCACAUUAUGGACUCGGGCAUUGGCAUGACACACCAGGAUCUCAUUAAUAACUUGGGCACAAUUGCCAAAUCGGGCACUGCUGAUUUUUUGGCUAAAAUGCAGGAUCCCAGCAAGGCAGAAGGUCAGGACUUGAAUGAUAUGAUUGGUCAAUUUGGCGUUGGUUUCUACUCGGCUUUUCUGGUUGCUGAUCGUGUUGUGGUCACCACAAAGCACAACGAUGACAAGCAAUACAUCUGGGAGUCGGAUGCAAAUAGUUUCAGCAUUACUGAAGAUCCCCGUGGCAAUACCCUUAAUAGGGGCUCUAUUAUUUCACUGUAUUUAAAGGAUGAAGCACAGGACUUUUUGGAGCAGGAUACAGUGCGCGAACUGAUACGCAAAUAUUCGCAAUUCAUUAAUUUCCCAAUUUUGAUGUGGUCCAGUAAGACCGUUGACGAAGAAGUACCCAUAGAGGAAGAAGCUUCUAAGCCAGAGAAGAGCGAGGACAAUACAGAGGAUGCUGAUGAGGAUGCCAAGGUUGAGGAAGAUACCGAAGAGGAUAAACCAAAAACAAAGAAGGUCUCAAAAACCACCUGGGACUGGCAGCUUAUCAAUGAUAGCAAACCUAUUUGGACACGUAAGCCAGCUGACGUGACUGCCGAUGAAUACACCGAAUUUUAUAAGAGUCUGACAAAGGACUCAAGUGAACCGCUUACCCAAACGCAUUUCGUCGCCGAGGGUGAGGUCACUUUUAAAAGCUUGCUCUACAUUCCCAAGGUGCAACCAUCUGAAUCCUUCAACCGCUAUGGCACGAAGUCUGACAACAUUAAGCUUUAUGUGCGUCGUGUUUUUAUUACUGAUGAAUUCAAUGACAUGAUGCCCAACUACCUUAACUUUAUUCGCGGUGUGGUUGACUCUGAUGACUUGCCAUUGAAUGUAUCACGUGAGACGCUGCAGCAACAUAAGUUAAUUAAGGUCAUAAAGAAAAAACUGGUGCGUAAAGUGCUUGAUAUGAUUAAGAAAAUCGACAAGGAAGCUUAUGAAAAGUUCUGGAAGGAGUUCUCUACUAACAUCAAAUUGGGCAUCAUGGAGGAUCCCAGCAAUCGUUCUCGCCUGGCCAAGUUGCUGCGGUUCCAAACAUCGAAUGGCAAAGGUGUCACCUCGCUGGCGGAGUACGUCGAGCGUAUGAAGUCCAAACAGGAUCAUAUUUAUUAUAUUGCCGGUGCCAACCGUGCCGAAGUUGAAAAGUCGCCCUUCGUCGAGCGCCUGCUCAGCAAGGGUUAUGAGGUGCUUUAUUUGGUGGAAGCUGUUGACGAGUACUGCAUCUCUGCUUUGCCUGAAUUCGAUGGCAAGAAAUUCCAAAACGUGGCCAAGGAAGGUUUCAAGCUCAACGAAUCCGCUAAAAGCAAAGAAAAAUUCGAAAACCUAAAGAAUGCUUUUGAGCCAUUGGUAAAAUGGUUGAACGAUGUUGCGCUUAAGGACCAAAUAUCAAAGGCUCAAGUCUCAGAACGAUUAAGCAACUCUCCAUGCGCACUUGUCGCUGGUGUUUUCGGCUGGACCGGCAACAUGGAACGCUUGGCUAUGUCGAAUGCCCAUCAAAAGGCCGAUGAUCCACAACGCAGCUAUUAUCUUAAUCAAAAGAAGACACUUGAAAUCAAUCCCAGGCAUCCACUGAUGCGUGAGCUUUUGCGUCGCGUUGAGUCCGACGAGGCCGAUGAAAAUGCAAAGAAUAUGGCGUUGAUGAUGUUCCGCACUGCCACGCUACGCUCAGGUUACAUGCUUCAAGAGACGGCCAAUUUUGCAGACAGUAUCGAGCAGAUGAUGCGUCAAACCCUGGGUCUGUCGUUGGAUGAGCAAGUCGAGUUGGAUGAAGACGAUGAUGAGGCUGAUGCCGAUGAUGCCAAGUCAAGCGAGGACAGCGGUGCUAGCAAUGCUGAUGAAGAUGAGGAGGAUACGCAGCACGAUGAACUCUAAGCAAUCGCAUAACCGUUGCAGUGUAGAUUACCCUGUAUUGUACAUAAGUCAGACUGAGUUUAAGCAUCCAUUCGUAAACAUCCGUGCACCACCUGAGAAGUGUCUUGCUUUGAAUCAAGAAUGCUUCUUAAACGUGUGUUUAGAAGUUAAGUAACAAUUUCGUAAUACAUUAUAUAUAUUAAAUAGCAGUCGACUAUGUUGUCGCCUUUCUUUAUUACCUUGAAAGCAGCUCUGUGGCAUUUCGCAUUUUACUAAAUAGCUUCAAACAUUCGUGCCGACAUAGUUAUGCUCAAAUAAAAUCUUUAAUCUAUAAUAA
This is a messenger RNA of Scaptodrosophila lebanonensis, 2818 nucleotides long. RefSeq names its product endoplasmin homolog (gene Gp93). Gene Ontology annotation, molecular function: ATP binding; ATP hydrolysis activity; ATP-dependent protein folding chaperone. Bases 115 to 2502 code for a protein of 795 amino acids. Lineage: Eukaryota; Metazoa; Arthropoda; Insecta; Diptera; Drosophilidae. Gene Ontology annotation, biological process: protein folding. The transcript is spliced from 5 exons. The record is from RefSeq and is a predicted model, not a curated record.